Suillus bovinus is the source of this 2571-nucleotide messenger RNA. RefSeq lists its product as uncharacterized. The record is from RefSeq and is a predicted model, not a curated record. The transcript has 3 exons. Gene Ontology annotation, molecular function: protein binding. NCBI's taxonomy places the organism in Eukaryota, Fungi, Basidiomycota, Agaricomycetes, Boletales, Suillaceae. The coding region runs from base 51 to 2486 and encodes 811 amino acids.
UCGGACUUGGUUGGAUCUCAGAGAGUCUUAACACCAGAUGCUGUUCGCGCAUGCAGUAUAUUGUCUUUCCUCUCUAUAGACGAUCAUCGCAGUCUACUUUCACUGGACUCUAUCAGAGGACUUAUUCAUCUUUCUCUGGCAGUAAACGCCUCGUCAAGUUCGCAAAGCAAGCUUCCCUCAUCACAAAGGACCCCCUAUGGGAUCUCGUUUCUCAACUGAAACGCGAGCGCAAAGACGAAGAGAUACACAGUGCUUUGGAGAGCUGUAGCAUACCAUUCAUCGAUUAUGUUCUCUGGAAACAUGUGGUAUAUUCACCCGACUUAAACACAGCUCUAUCUGCAAUAAAGCAGAAUAGGGGCCUUGCAGGUCAAUUCCCUGCAGACGGUUCUGCCGUCGAACGUCAACAGACGGUGCAGCUUCCCGCGUGGGUUGCUUUCUCCUUAAUCUGUCACAAAGUCCGGACUGCGCAGGAUGCGCAGGACGGUCUGUUACGUCUUACGUUUGAGCACUCGUGGACCCUUGGCUCUAAAGAUCGUCCUGCACUAUUAAUUCUGUCCACACAUGCGCUCGCUCACUUUGACUUUCUUCCGCCGAUGCGUAAAAUUGUGCAACAAUUCCUCGCGCGCACGAUUCAGUUUCCUACAUUUUACUUCAAUGCUCUACUCCGCGGCCUGUCUGGCUUCACUCGUUCGGAAGCAGCCGCCAAUCUUGCGGUAUCUGUACUCGAGGCGAUGUCAGCACGAGAGGUGCCGUUAUGGCUUGAAACAUACAGGUCGCUGAUGCGAGAUCGCUUUGUCACUCUCCAAUUGACCAAGGUCCUCCACACGAAGAUGUCCCACGAAGGAGUUGUGCCAACUGCGGAACAUUUAGAGGCCUUCCUUCGCAUCUUUUCCAAACAUGGAGCCAUCCAGGAUUCACAGGAAUAUCUCCGUGCCAUCCGUCGAUACUGUAUAGAGCAUGGCUUAACAGUUCCUCACGGACCGGAUAUCCACCUUCGCGGUGCUGAUCACUCAGGGACAACACACCCUGCAAACACGCUAUAUAUUGGAUCUUUGCGGCAUGACUAUGCUUCUGCGUUUCACUACCUCCAUAAGCUUCUACAGCUUGAUACUGCCCACAACUCUAGACCCGUCACGUCCGUCCCGGGACCUUCAUCUCGCCACGCAUCCACCAAGUUCUGGUCUGGUACAAAGACCGGCGUGGACAUCUUUGAUUGGACCACUGCACUCAUUUCCGCAGCAAACGAUGAACAGACUUCCACAUCCACCCUUGUUACGCUUUUCGAGCGCGCGCGCGAACGAACGAAGCAGUUCAAACCCACUGUUGCCACAUAUACCGUCAUACUUCGUGGCUUACUCUUCCGAGGAGCUUUCGACGAGGCCUUGAGGAUAUGGAAUCAGUUGCUCGAUUCAGAUAUUGCACUUGAUCGCAAGGCACUGACUGUAGGUAUACAGGUCCUUACUCGUGCAGGGCACCCGCAGGAUGCAUUCUACCUUCUGAACUCAUUCAUGGACGCACAGCGCACCUCUUCGCAACCAGCGUCCCUUCCAGAUGACAAGCAUAUCGCUCCAGCAUCCCGUCACUGGAUAAAUAUCAUCGUCAUUAACGAGUUCAUGGUCGCCUUACUGCGCAUUCGCCGCCCAGAUAUCAUCUUCCAGCUGUGGGACCACCUUGAACAACUCUAUUCUGUACGCCCGAACGGAGCCACGUUAAACGUCCUCCUAAAAGCUGCCGUGCUCGCAACCAAGAUGGAUAAUGAGUCCGUGCGGGGGACAUUCGCACACCUGUUUCACACGCCUGCAGUAGAGUCCAGCAACCCUAUCGACUUGAUUAUGGGACGGCUUCACCCUCCGCAUCCGCCGUCAGUUGUUGGGAUCUGGAGGGACCGCCGUGCGGGUGACGUAGCUCGAGACAUUUUCCGCACUGUGAUGUACGGAAGUUGGAAGCGGCUCCUAGAUGUAAAGGAACCUGUUUCUGUCGUGCACUCCAAGGACGCCGAGGCUAACCCUCUUUACCCGCUGACGAAACUAGCCAAAAGCAUUACAAUGCCAUUCUCCAUGCGUAAGGACCAUGAUGCACAACCGAAAGUUAUUACUGCGGAAGCCCAUUCUCCCGAAAAGAAGCCAUGCGGUCCCUAUCUAUCUAUCGUACCCACCGAUCAGACCUUCUCAACCUACAUCCAGCUUCUGGGUUUCACCGGGCGCGCAUCAGAAAUUUCGCUUACACUUGCGUGGAUGCGUGAGUUGCAGAUGAAUCCCUCACGCAACACAUUGUCCAUUGCGCUCGUGUUCUGGGCUGAAGUGUCCUUGCACGGUCCAUUGUUUGAGGAGUGGGCGGAACGACGAAAGAAAGGGGAGAGUGAAUACGGGCAGCUGGUUAGGUGGGUAACUGAGUGGGUUGGGGAGGAGGCUCCGACAGAAGCGGACAUACAAAGGGCGUUGAGAGUGGUGGCCAAAAUGAGAGACAGUUCUUUUGGUCGAUCAUGAUCAAGUGACUCUAAGACACCCGAUAAUCAUUUAUCUCAACAAGCGAGUUACGCAAAGACACCACAAACAAUACAUGUCACUAGUU